This is a messenger RNA of Anolis carolinensis (green anole), 1818 nucleotides long. It is a transcript of the gene igfbp2, whose product is annotated as insulin like growth factor binding protein 2. Gene Ontology annotation, cellular component: extracellular region. Gene Ontology annotation, molecular function: insulin-like growth factor I binding; insulin-like growth factor II binding. The transcript has 4 exons. Bases 155 to 1108 code for a protein of 317 amino acids. The record is from RefSeq and is a predicted model, not a curated record. Lineage: Eukaryota; Metazoa; Chordata; Lepidosauria; Squamata; Anolidae. Gene Ontology annotation, biological process: regulation of insulin-like growth factor receptor signaling pathway.
CUCGCUUUCCCGCCGCCGCAGCAGUAGCAGCAGCAGCAGCAGCACCUGCCCGUGUGCCCGUCGGUGGUGGUCUCGCUCUCUCGCUCGCUCUGUGUGUGAGUGUGCGCCUGGCUGUCUGGUUCUCCCGCUCAGUCUGUGCCAGGCUCCUCGCAGGAUGGCCGGGCUGCGGGGCUGGGGCUGCGUGCUGCUGCUGCUGGCUCUGCUGCGGGCGCCGUCGGGUCUGUCGCUGCCCGAGGUGCUGUUCCGCUGCCCGCCCUGCAGCGCCGAGCGCCUGGCCGCCUGCCCCAAGGCCGCCCCCGCCCCGACGGCGCUCUGCCCCGAGCUGGUCCGCGAGCCCGGCUGCGGGUGCUGCGCCCUCUGCGCCCGCCUCGAAGGCGAGCCCUGCGGCGUCUACACGCCUCGCUGCGCCGCCGAGCUCCGCUGCUACCCGCGCCCCGGCGCCGAGCUGCCUCUCCAGGCCCUCGUCCAGGGACAGGGCACCUGCGCACGGAGCGGCGGAGGGGCGGCAGCGGGACCCGCAACAGCCGCAGCAGGAGGAGGAGGAGCAGGAGGGGACCCCGCCGCCGCCGCCGCUGCUGAAUACGACGGAGCAGAAACCGAGGAACAUCCUGAAGGAUCUAUUGCAGAGAAUGUUGUGGAUGGUGUGACCAGUGUGGUGAGUGGAGGUGGAUGGAUAAAACCCCUCAAAAAUGGCAAGGAAAUUGCUGUAAUUCGUGACAAGGCAAAUGAGCAGCAAAAGCAGAUGGGCAAGACUACUAAGCAUCACCAUCACAUGGACCUACGCCCACCAACUUUCAGGACUCCUUGCCAGCAGGAAUUGGACCAGGUCUUGGAACGUAUCUCAACCAUGCGCCUACCAGAUGAGCGUGGUCCAUUAGAGCACCUCUACUCCCUCAAUAUCCCAAACUGCGACAAGCAAGGCUUUUACAACAUCAAACAGUGCAAAAUGUCAGUGAAUGGCCAGCGAGGGGAAUGCUGGUGUGUUAAUCCCAAUACCGGAAAAACCAUCCAAGGAGCACCCAUCAUCCGUGGAGAUCCUGAAUGCCACCUUUUCUACACUGGGCAUGAACAAGAGGAUCGAGGAGCACAUGCCUUGCAUGUGCAAUAGAUGGACACCUUUUCAUUCACUGGCAGGCGGCAUGGCCUAGUUUCAGUGCUGGUUUUUACAUGGGUUUCAAUGCAUCUUGAUUUAUUUUAUUAUUAUUUUUCCUUUUCCUUUCCAGUGGUUCCCAGUUCUUUGAGGGUCCACAUGCUUCUCUCUUGCUUGCCUUUUUUGAGGAAGAAUUGCAAAUAGGCUGAGGAUGGAGGGACUGGUUUCUCAACUUUUUCUGAGAGCCAUUGCCUUUCUUGGGUUGGAUACAGCCUUGACAGUAGCAGGGCUGGUGGUGUCUUGUGAGAGGGGACUCACUUACCUUCUUCACCCAGGUCUCUCCAAAGAACCAAGGUGCUCAAGCUCCCACCAGGCUGGAUGAGAGAAUAUUCACCCCAACUCCCUCCCCACAUACACCAAAGACCAAAGAUUGUAAAUACUGCAUAUAUUGCCUGCUACUCAGAACAACCUGACCAACCUCUUCCUGCUGGUCCCAUUUGGUCAUUAGGUGACUUGUAGCAUCCCUGAGGGGUUGGGAGAAACACUGUUCAAAACCUCUUCAACAGGAAUGCUACUCUCCUUUUUGAAAAGCAUGGAGAGGGGUUUGUAGAGGGAGCUAGAGCUUCUUCCAUAAGGCAUUGCACCUAAGGUCCAUGGAGGUACAGCUCCACCCCUCAUCCCAAGAGUAAGUCCUUACAACCCUAGAGAAAACUUAAUCUAUUACAAAU